Salvelinus fontinalis (brook trout) is the source of this 4688-nucleotide messenger RNA. Its product is annotated as MOB kinase activator 3B-like. Gene Ontology annotation, biological process: signal transduction; positive regulation of protein phosphorylation. Gene Ontology annotation, molecular function: protein kinase activator activity. The transcript is spliced from 4 exons. The record is from RefSeq and is a predicted model, not a curated record. NCBI's taxonomy places the organism in Eukaryota, Metazoa, Chordata, Actinopteri, Salmoniformes, Salmonidae. Gene Ontology annotation, cellular component: cytoplasm; nucleus. Bases 301 to 1236 code for a protein of 311 amino acids.
UAUCUGAAACUUUAUCUAUAUUUUUGACUACUUUUGCUUCACUAUAUUCUUAAUGGAAGUAAUGUACUUUUUACUCCAUACAUUAUCUCUGACACCCAGAAGUACUCGUUACAUUUUGAAUGCUUAGUAUUUAUCAAGAGAACAUCCCCGGUCAUCCCAGCAGGCGUUUCUAUGGUCUCUUUAAUCUCACUUGGUCUUUACUCUCGCUGUGGAACAGCAGUAGCGGGACUGAGGAAUUUGUGUGUGUGAAUUCUAGUCAAAGGACGGCAGCAGAGCGCAAUGGUUGGAUACAGAUAACUAAUGUUCAGAAAAAGAUGUCCUGAUGCAGCACUCCAAACAGUAAACGUUACCCUCCUGUAUCCCUCUUCCUCAUCUCAACCUGCUGCUGCUUCUCCUCCUGUACUUCCUGCUCCUCCAGAACCGACUAUUGGUACCGUUGGCUCCUCCCUUGGGUCCCGAACCCUCACUCGGCCGGUUGACAAAUCCCCGCUUUUCCCCUCCUCUCUGCUCCCCCGGUCCUCGUCCCUGAACCUCCUCUCCCCCCUCGCUCCAGUCUUAGCCCCACUGGUCCCCGUCCCUGGCAACAUGUCCGUCGCCCUGAAGCAGGUCUUCAACAAGGACAAGACCUUCCGCCCCAAGCGUAAGUUUGAGCCGGGGACGCAGCGCUUCGAGCUGCAUAAGAAGGCCCAGGUGUCGCUGAGCUCCGGGGUUGACCUGAGGGCGGCGGUUGCACUGCCUCACGGGGAGGAUCUGAACGACUGGGUGGCCAUGCACGUAGUGGACUUCUUCAACCGGAUUAACCUCAUCUACGGGACGGUGUGUGAGUUCUGCACGGAGAAGAGUUGUCCGGUCAUGUCCGGGGGUCCUAGGUAUGAGUACCGAUGGCAGGACGAUCACAAGUAUAAGAAGCCAACGGCUCUACCUGCUCCCAAGUACAUGAAUCUACUGAUGGACUGGAUCGAGGUCCAGAUCAACAAUGAGGAUAUCUUCCCCACCAGCAUAGGUAUCCCCUUCCCCAAGAAUUUCACCCAGAUCUGUAAGAAGAUCAUCUGCCGUCUGUUCCGGGUGUUUGUCCACGUCUACAUCCACCAUUUUGACCGUAUGAUCCAGAUGGGAGCUGAGGCCCACGUUAACACCUGCUACAAGCACUUCUACUACUUCAGCACAGAACUCAACCUCAUAGACCGCAAGGAGCUGGAGCCACUGAAAGAUAUGACGUCUGGGAUGUGUCACUGAGGUGUUGUAGCAGAACCACCGGUGCUGCUGAUGGUCUGGCAGGAGGUUACCAUGGCUACGCUGUGGGAGGGGUCCCGUGAGCAGCAGAGAUGCCUCUGAAGCUUUAUGACAUCAUCACUGUGCGUCUGGUAGCCCGGAGAAGAACCUGUUACCUGCAGAUACGCCUGCCAGGCUGGAUGCGCACUGAAGCGAAGACAGACUACUACUAUUUGUACGAUCAACACUGUAGCAGAGACUACUAGACUCUGCUGUAGUCUGUCAUGUUAAACAACUCUCUCUAUAACACCAGAUCACAGAGGAGGAGCUGAUUAACUCAUGUUUGCAUGAGUUGAUUAUGUUCUAUAUGAGAGUAUGACUACUAGGACCACUUACUGACUGACUGAUUCACUGGCAGGCUGGCAGACUGUUUCACUGGCCAGUUGGAUGACUAACUGAUUAACUGGCCAGCUGGCUGGCUGACUGUUUCACUGGCCAGCUGGCUGGCUGACUGAUUAACUGGCCAGCUGGCUGGCUGACUGUUUCACUGGCCAGCUGGCUGGCUGACUGAUUAACUGGCCAGCUGGCUGUCUGACUGUUUCACUGGCCAGUUGGAUGAAUGACUGUUUCACUGGCCAGCUGGCUGACUGACUGUUUCACUGGCCAGUUGGAUGAAUGACUGAUUAAUUGGCCAGCUGGCUGGCUGACUGGUUCACUGGCCGGCUGGCUGGCUGGCUGACUGGUUCACUGGCCGGCUGGCUGGCUGGCUGUCAAAUCAAAACGUAGGAAUGGCAUCCUAUUCCUUAUAUAGUGCACUACUGUUGACCAGGGCCCUAUGGGACCUUACGGGCUAUGGGCAAAGGCAGUGCACUACUGUUGACCAGGUCCCUAUGGGACCUUACGGGCUAUGGGCAAAGGCAGUGCACUACUGUUGACCAGGGCCCUAUGGGACCUUACGGGCUAUGGGCAAAGGCAGUGCACUACUGUUGACCAGGGCCCUAUGGGACCUUACGGUCUAUGGGCAAAGGCAGUGCACUACUGUUGACCAGGGCCCUAUGGGACCUUACGGGCUAUGGGCAAAGGCAGUGCACUACUGUUGACCAGGGCCCUAUGGGACCUUACGGGCUAUGGGCAAAGGCAGUGCACUACUGUUGACCAGGGCCCUAUGGGACCUUACGGGCUAUGGGCAAAGGCAGUGCACUACUGUUGACCAGGGCCCUAUGGGACCUUACGGGCUAUGGGCAAAGGCAGUGCACUACUGUUGACCAGGGCCCUAUGGGACCUUACGGGCUAUGGGCAAAGGCAGUGCACUACUGUUGACCAGGGCCCUAUGGGACCUUACGGGCUAUGGGCAAAGGCAGUGCACUACUGUUGAACAGGGCCCUAUGGGACCUUACGGGCUAUGGGCAAAGGCAGUGCACUACUGUUGACCAAGGCCCUAUGGGACCUUACGGGCUAUGGGCAAAGGCAGUGCACUACUGUUGACCAGGGCCCUAUGGGACCUUACGGGCUAUGGGCAAAGGCAGUGCACUACUGUUGACCAGGGCCCUAUGGGACCUUACGGGCUAUGGGCAAAGGCAGUGCACUACUGUUGACCAAGGCCCUAUGGGACCUUACGGGCUAUGGGCAAAGGCAGUGCACUACUGUUGACCAGGGCCCUAUGGGACCUUACGGGCUAUGGGCAAAGGCAGUGCACUACUGUUGACCAGGGCCCUAUGGGACCUUACGGGCUAUGGGCAAAGGCAGUGCACUAUACAGUUCAUUCGGAAAGUAUUCCAACCCCUUGACUUUUUCUACAUUUUGUUACGUUACAGCCUUAUUCUAAAAUUGAUUAAAUACAUUUUUUCCUAAUCAAUCCCCACACAAUACCCCAUAAUGACAAAGCAAACACUGUUUUUUAGAAAAACAGAAAUACCUUAGUUACAUAUGUAUUCAGACCCUUUGCUAUAAGACUUGAAAUUGAGCUCAGGUGCAUCCUGUUUCCAUUGGUCAUCCUUGAGAUGUUUCUACAACUUGAUUGGAGUCCAGCUGUGGUAAAUUAAAUUGAUUGGACAUGAUUCGGAAAGGCACACACCUGUCUAUAUAAGGUCCCACAGUUGACAGUGCACGUCAGAGCAAAAACCAAGCCAUGAGGUUGAAGGAAUUGUCUUUAGAGCUCCAAUACCGGAUUGUGUCGAGGCACAGAUCUGGGGAAGGGUACCAAACAUUUUCUGUAGUUUUGAAGAUCCCCAAGAAAACAGUGGCCUCCAUCAUUCUAAAAUUGAAAAAGUUUGGAACCACCAAGACUCUUCCUAGAGCUGGCCUCCUAGCAAAACUGAGCAAUCGGGGGAGAAGGGCCUUGGUCAAGGAGGUGACCAAGAACCCGAUGGUCACUCUGACAGCGCUUCAGAGUUCCUCCAAGCCUGCUUGGAGUUUUCCAAAGGGCACCUAAAGACUCACAGACCAUGAGAAACAAGAUUAUCUGGAGGAAACCUGGCACCAUCCCUACGGUGAAGCAUGGUGGUGGCAGCAUCAUGCUGUGGGGAUGUUUUUCAGUGGCAGGGACUGGGAGACUAGUCAGGAUCGAGGGUAAGAUGAAUGGAGCAAAGUACAGAGAGAUCCUUGGUGAAAACCUGCUCCAGAGCUCUCAGGACCUCAGACUGGGACGAAGGUUCACCUUCCAACAGAACAACGACCCUAAGCACACAACCAAGACAAUGCAGGAGUGGCUUCGGAACAAGUCUCUGAACGUCCUUGAGUGGCCCAGCCAGAGCCCGGACUUGAGCCCGAUCGAACAUCUCUGGAAAGACCUGAAAAUAGCUCCCCAUAUAACCUGACAGAGCUUGAGAGAAUCUGCAGAGAAGAAUGGGAGAAACUCCCCAAAUACAGGUGUGCCAAGCUUGUAGCAUCAUACCCAAGAAGACUCGAGGAUGUCAUUACAGCCAAAGGUGCUUCAACAAAGUACUAAGUAAAGGGUCUGAAUACUUAUGUAAAUGUGAUAUUGACGUUUUAUUUUGUAGUUUCAUUGGUCCUUUCAGGUGUCCGUCAUGAUCCUGGUGUAGUUUCAUUGGUCCUUUCAGGUGUCCGUCAUGAUCCUGGUGUAGUUUUAUUGGUCCUUUCAGGUGUCCGUCAUGAUCCUGGUGUAGUUUCAUUGGUCCUUUCAGGUGUUCAUCAUGAUCCUGUUUUUUAUUACUUCACCAUGAGGACUUCUUUCUAUGUAAAUUAACUUGUGCUGGCAUCCUUAGCCUAGUGAAUAUGUAUUUAUGAUACUUUAGCAACACUACAAUCAAGUUUGUUAUUCAAUCAUCAGUCUGUAACUUGACUGUUCAGUUUACAAUAAUAACCAACACAAAGCAUCUGACCUACAAAGUGAUGUUAAUAUAUCAUCAACUAGACUUAUUUACAAUUAUUUUUAACAUUUAGUUUGACUGUUUAUGAUUCCAUGUAAACAUUACUACACCAGAAACAAUAAAGUGUAUUUUGAUUCCUUCCAGAAA